Molecule: messenger RNA, 1052 nt
Organism: Aspergillus welwitschiae
Lineage: Eukaryota; Fungi; Ascomycota; Eurotiomycetes; Eurotiales; Aspergillaceae
Exons: 1
Coding region: 577-885 (102 amino acids)
Source: RefSeq, a predicted model, not a curated record
CACGGGAAUAACCGGUCGAGGACAAAUUCUAGGCUAGUGAGUAGCUUGACGCCCUCCGAACAAAGGGCGAUAAAUCUACGGGAAGGGAAGAUUUGCCAUUCUAGAAGACGAUGACAUAUUCGGCAAAAGGCAUAUAACUCCGUGCUGAUCGAGUUUCCUUCUCCGGCCGGAAUGUGAUAUGGCCCCCAACUCCCGGGUCUCGUGCAUCUCGUCAGUCAGCACGAGUGAUCUCAACGCAUCCAUGCCGCUCUGGUCGAUGACCGGCCUCCAACUAGGGAAAGGGAAUCCGCGCCUCGAUUGGCUGUGUCCCCUCAAACUGUUCAGCGACACCAAGAAACCACACUAAAACGGCUCCAAUCCACCCCCCCGGUCGCCAAUCCAGCACACCCACAGCCGAGUUCAGCCCGAAUCCGUCGCUUCAUCCGGACAAAGUCGGACGAAGUCGAUUGGACGGGCGCGUGCAGGGGGGAGAUUCGACGUGAAAUCAGUGUCCCCAGCACGGCCCCCAUCCCCAUCCCCUCCCUUUUUCCGGAGCGUUAUUGGCCUCUGUAGCGGUGCCGUAAAAAAGGGCCAGGAAUGAUUUUGAGGCAUCUCAUCUUAACGGUAGCGAGAGGGGACGGACAGUGGCGGGAGAACCAACCUGAGUGGUCAGGACUGCUGCACGCAGUAAUUAACCUUACAUUGCAUGUUCCGUUGUUACCCGUGCACGAUCGACUGCGCAGGUGGAUAGCCAGUGCAAUAAGCUUUGAACGAUUUCACUCUGGCCAAUUCCUCCUCCAAUAUCUGCCGCUUACUUUUCUUAUUAUUCCAUCGUCUUUUCACGACGAGCAAUUCGAAAAGAGGCUGCUGCCUAGACAAGGACAUGAGCGGUCAAGAACUCGCUGACGGAUUGCUGUAACUUCCGGAUUUGUUGUUGUCAGUGGCAUAAUGCGACCGGCCAGGGAAGAAUCGGAUUGUUGGUGGCUGAUGUCACGGUUCAAAAUAGCUCGUUCCAGAGACGAGUAGUAUUGUAGUAUGUAUAGGAUGAGUGGGGUUUCCUUUUUUUUUUUUUU